Messenger RNA from Anopheles cruzii, 654 nucleotides. RefSeq names its product prisilkin-39-like. The transcript is spliced from 4 exons. Lineage: Eukaryota; Metazoa; Arthropoda; Insecta; Diptera; Culicidae. Bases 1 to 654 code for a protein of 217 amino acids. The record is from RefSeq and is a predicted model, not a curated record.
AUGAACGCCCUCGUCAGUGCGCUGUUUAAGAUGCUGCUGGUGGCCUCGUUUCUGUCGCAAGUGGCGUACUGUCAGCCGAGCUCGGUACGGCGGGCGACCGAGAUAGAGGCGGCGGCGGUGGCUGCACCGCCGUCGACACCAUUGUUGGGCGAUGAUUCGGUGACCACCAGCGAUGCCGGCGAUAUCGAACCGAAGGUGGCCGCCAGCGAGGCGGGGCCGAGAACGCAGCGGAGCUACUAUGCGGGCAGCAGCUACGGUGGAACCACCAGCGAGCGAUUGUUCGACUUUGGACUGCUGGGCAAGCCGUACUACAACCGGGGCGGAGGCUACUACCCAUCGACUGGCGGCUACUACCCGCAGGGAGGCUACUAUCCGCAGGGAGGCUACCUGCCACAGGGCGGCUACUUGCCACAGGGCGGCUACUAUCCGUCGGGAUCGGGCUACUUCCCCGGCACGAACACGCUCGGAGUGGGUGGUGGCUACGGUGGCUACGGUGGUUUCCAAGGUAACGGUGGGCUGCAGUCUUACUACGGGUACAACAGCGACCAGUACGGCUACGGCAACCGCAAUCUGGGCUACGGCUACUACGGGGCCAGCACGCCGUCCGGGUACAUUGGCUCCAGCCUGGUCAGCGGUUUCCGUGGCUACAACUAG